AUGCACUUCUUGAUGCCACUGUCAGUUACACAUAUAGUAGUGCAUGAGAGAGUUACUUUUUCUGGUGAUAUAUUUGUAUUAGAGCAAAAAGCCCCUGGAAAAGAUUUAUUUAACAUGAGCUGCAGUCAUCUAAAUCUAACAGAAAAAGAAUACUUUGGUUUGGAAUUCAGAAGUCACUCUGGAUACAAUGUGUGGCUGGAAAUUCUCAAACCUAUAACAAAACAAGUGAAAAAUCCUAAGGAGACCAUUUUUAAAUUUAUGGUGAAGUUUUUCCCAGUGGAUCCUGGCCAGUUGAAGGGAGAGCAGACAAGAUACCUAUUUGCUUUGCAAAUGAAAAAGGAUUUGGCAUCUGGAAGAUUAUCUUGCAAUGACAACAGUGCAGCUUUAAUGGCAUCCUAUAUUCUGCAAGCAGAGCUGGGAGAUUUUGAUGAAGAAACCGCUAGAAAGCACUUGGAACAGAACCAGUAUGUACCCAAUCAGGAAUAUUUGGACAAUAAGAUCCUGAAAUAUUAUCAGCGUCACAUUGGAAAAUCUCCAGCUGACUCAGACAUGCAAUUAUUGGAUAUUACUCGGAAGUUGGAUAUGUACGGAAUCCGUCCUCACCCAGCUAAUGAUGGAGAAAACUUGCAAAUCAAUCUUGCUGUUGCUCAUAUGGGAGUGAUGGUCAUACGGGGUAAUGUGAAGAUAAACAUUUUCAAUUGGGCCAAUAUUAGGAAGCUGAGUUUCAAGAGGAAGCAUUUCCUUAUAAAGCUACAUCCACAUAUUGAUACAUUGUGCAAAGACACUUUGGUAUUUACCAUGGAAAGUCGUGAUGCAUGUAAAGCUUUCUGGAAAACCUGUGUUGAAUACCACACCUUUUUCCGCCUUUCUGAAGAGCCCAAAUAUAAGCCCAAACCAUUCCUGUGCAGCAAAGGCUCAAACUUCAGAUACAGUGGAAGAACCCAAAAACAACUUGUUGAUUCCUGGAUGAAAGGAAAGGCAAAGAAUCAUCCCUUUGAAAGGAAGCACUUCCAAGAAAAUCUGCAUGAGAGACAAUGCAGGUCAUCUCCGGACCUUCUUACUGAAGUAGCUAAACAGCCCAAUGAUUUAAGACUGGUUUAUACCAGUAGACCCUGCUCCAGAAGCGUUAACAGUGUUGGCUGGGAACCACUGAUGGGCAAGAAUAGAAGAAACUCUGCUGUGGAGGUCAUUUUUGCAUCAGAGACGGAACGUUCUAAGCCAGAGGCAGAAGUGGCUGCCAUUCAAGAGUCUAAGAGUAGUUCAUCAUUCCCAGGCUGCAGUUAUAUGGAUAUGAUAAAUGAUGCACCAAUACAACGAUAUGAGAGGAGAGCUUUAUCUUACCAUGAAGAAAGCAGCCACCAUGUAGGAAAUUUUAAGAGUAUAUCUGAAGGUAGUAUGAGACAGGUUGUUCCUCUUCUACCAAGGACUUACACAGACCCCCCCAUUGAAUCAAAAUAUCAGAUAAAUAGAGCAUCCCCUAAUUUGUACUGUUACACAGAUAGAAUAUCUCAGCACACCUCAGCAAUAGUGGAAGAAAUUGUAAAGCUCACUAGUCAACCUAGCCCAUUUGAAGAACAACCCAGUAGACAUUCAGCUGCUCAAAGAAUGAAGGAGUAUAAUCAACCAGUUUAUCCCAGAACAAGCUGUAAAAGUAAUGCAAACAUGGAACUGAAAACCAACAGUGAACCAUUUAAUAUGGAAUAUAGCCAAGAACUUUAUCCAAAGAGAUCUUUAAGCCAUUCAGACAUGAAAGCUACAUGGUUUCCAUAUGGUUCAGAAUUCAGACCGCUGGGCCCUUGUCCUAUACUAAGCAAAAAAGAGGCUCUCUCAAAAUUCCAUCUAUCUCAACAGCCAUUUCCCCCUCCUCCUCCACCACCACAACCUCCUCCUUUACCUGCAGUAAAAAACAUGUCAAGGGUCACAGAGAGAUAUGUGUACAGUGGCACUGAAUCCAGUGAUUCUGAAACAGAAAUUAUUAAUCCAUACUAUUAUGCAGUGUUUGGGAAAAAUAUAAGAUCUCCCAUAGCAAGAGCAAGGCUGUCUUCAGGAAGCCUUCAACUAGAUGAUGAUGAUGAUGAUGAAGAUAUUCUUUUAAAUGUUCGAGGGUGGGAAACUAGGAAGUCCAAAGUAGAGAAAAAGUGGUUUCAUGCUUAGGUGCUAAAUAUGUGAAAAACUAUAUAUGUUAUUUUGUGUCAUUGGGACAUAAUUACUUAUAUUUAUGAACAUCAGAGUGAAAAUUGAAAGUCAAAUAUUAAUAAAAACAAAAUUAUUCCAAACCA
This is a messenger RNA of Bombina bombina (fire-bellied toad), 2279 nucleotides long. RefSeq names its product FERM domain containing 7 (gene FRMD7). Bases 1 to 2154 code for a protein of 717 amino acids. The record is from RefSeq and is a predicted model, not a curated record. NCBI's taxonomy places the organism in Eukaryota, Metazoa, Chordata, Amphibia, Anura, Bombinatoridae. Gene Ontology annotation, cellular component: cytoskeleton. Gene Ontology annotation, molecular function: guanyl-nucleotide exchange factor activity; cytoskeletal protein binding. The transcript is spliced from 13 exons.